AAACCAAAUACAUACCUCAAACUCAAACACAAGAAAUGGUUUCCAACAUUGAUCACAAGGCUAUGGAAGCACUCCUCCGUGGCCAAGGAUGCGCUAACAACCUCAAGAUUCUCCUUGAAAACGGCGAAAUAAGCUCAGUUUCAACAGAACCACUCAUCCACACCAUUCUCGAUUCUUUCUCACUUGCUCUGUCUUUUAUGGAUUCUCCUAAUCAUCCACCAUACCAUGAAUCCUCUUCUCAUAACAUGGCAAGUCAUAUGUCCCGGAGAUCAUCUAAGCAAAAACUUUGUGUAGCAGAAGGUUUAGUGAAUUACAAUCACGAUUCCCGGACUAUGUGCCCCAAUGAUGGCUUCACCUGGAGGAAAUAUGGACAAAAAACCAUUAAAGCCUCAGCGCACAAAAGGUGUUACUAUCGGUGUACCUAUGCAAAAGACCAAAACUGCAAUGCUACAAAGCGGGUGCAGAAGAUCAAAGACAACCCUCCAGUGUACAGAACCACUUACUUGGGAAAACAUGUGUGUAAAGCUUUUGCAGUUCAUGAUGAUACAUAUAGUUCCACGAUGAUUCGAUUCGACCAAGUUGUUCCUGAACCGAUUAUGCCGCAGCUCACAACAAUUGACCACCAAGUAAUUACCGUGGAGGAAAACUCCGCAGAACAUAUCAUGAACCAAGAAUGUGAUAUUAAUGAUUAUUUGGUGGAUGAUGACCCAUUUUGGGCUAGUCAAUUUCCCCCGUUUCCAUCGAGUGACACAAUGUUCUUGGAAAACAUUUCUGCUUUUGAUUAGAACCUUAUCCAGGUUUUGAACAACAAAUCUAUCAAGCUUUUUAUGUUGUCAUGGUGGAUAUUGAUUGAUUC
Arabidopsis thaliana (thale cress) is the source of this 856-nucleotide messenger RNA. RefSeq names its product WRKY DNA-binding protein 67 (gene WRKY67). Gene Ontology annotation, cellular component: nucleus. Gene Ontology annotation, biological process: regulation of DNA-templated transcription. The transcript has 3 exons. Bases 36 to 785 code for a protein of 249 amino acids. Lineage: Eukaryota; Viridiplantae; Streptophyta; Magnoliopsida; Brassicales; Brassicaceae. The record is from RefSeq and is marked reviewed. Gene Ontology annotation, molecular function: sequence-specific DNA binding; DNA-binding transcription factor activity.